Messenger RNA from Mangifera indica (mango), 1796 nucleotides. RefSeq names its product CCR4-NOT transcription complex subunit 11-like. Gene Ontology annotation, biological process: mRNA catabolic process; negative regulation of translation. Gene Ontology annotation, cellular component: CCR4-NOT complex. The coding region runs from base 183 to 1496 and encodes 437 amino acids. NCBI's taxonomy places the organism in Eukaryota, Viridiplantae, Streptophyta, Magnoliopsida, Sapindales, Anacardiaceae. The transcript has 12 exons. The record is from RefSeq and is a predicted model, not a curated record.
AUAUGGAAAGACAGUCACGUUGGUCCCAGGAGAUAACCCGUUCGCCGAUUUCUCAAAGCACUGUUAACGGAACUACCCCUUGCCUUUCAUUCUCUCUUAGCAGUCAGCGCCUCGUCGUGUAAGCUUUGGUGCUCUAUCUGAAACUGAAACUGUAUACGGAGCAAAGUCUGGUACGGAAGAAGAUGUUGAAUUAUGAAGAAUCCGUUAACUUAUUCGCAAUGCUGAAAGUGGACCAAAAGCCGGUGGAGGAGAUAGUCUCCGAUUUCAUAUCCAAAUUCUCUCGCCAGCGUCACUUCGCCAUUUGUUACUCUCUCUCUCUUUUGCUAGAGGAUAAGAAGGCACUGAAUGCAACUGAACGUUUAGUUGCAUUUUCCAUUCUACAUCAGGGUUAUUCUUCCCAAAAGAAUUCUGCAAACCCAUUUAUAUCUUUAAUAGUAAAUUCUGCAUGUGAUGAUGAAGCGGAAAAGUAUGAGAGGGCAUUUAUUCUCCAGUUGUUAAACUCUGGCAGCUCUAGUAGUAGUAACGAGUUUCUUAAACAGUCAGUUGCUGACUACAUCAAAGGUUUUGAUUCUUCAUCUCAUUCUUUCCCUGAACGAGAAUGGUUGCAACAACAAUAUUGUGAUAAAGUACAUUCGGAACCAUACAAUUCUUUGUGUAGAAAUGCUGUUGUGAAAAAUCUGUUGCCAGACCCUGAUGUACCCCGUGGCUGUGAUGCAAAUUCACCAGAGUUUGAUGUGCAAACUGGAGCCAAACCUAAACUGGGAGUUGGGGAUCGAGACGAGGCUGUCACUGAAUUGUUGGCAAAUCUUUCAUUGAAAGGCUUAAAUCCUCAAUGGAUUAGGCCUCGUCCACCAAGGUUCCCUGUUUUGGAUGGAGAGCUUGAGUGGCUUAUUCCUGAUAACAAUCAUGAGCUUGUUUGGGAUCACAAUAUGUGUGCUGAUACUAGUAGAGGAGCUGCAGUUCGGGACUUGAUCGCUAGAGCUUUAAAAGGACCCUUACAGCCUACACAAUAUGAGCAAGUUGUAGUGGAGUUGGCAAAUGAUCCAAAGCUUGUAUAUCACUGUGGACUGACGCCAAGGAAACUACCAGAGUUGGUGGAAAACAAUCCACUAAUUGCGGUUGAUGUUCUUACAAAGUUAAUAAAUUCGCCUGAAAUUUCAGAGUAUUAUACGGUUCUUGUCAAUAUGGACAUGAGUCUACAUUCAAUGGAAGUUGUAAACAGGCUAACAACAGCUGUUGAACUUCCAAAGGAAUUUGUUCGCAUGUACAUAACUAACUGUAUAUCAUCUUGUCAGAACGUCAAGGAUAAGUACAUGCAGAACAGACUGGUACGGCUUGUUUGUGUUUUCUUACAGAGUCUAAUCCGAAAUAAAAUUAUUGAUGUUAAGGAUCUUUUCAUUGAAGUUCAAGCAUUUUGCAUUGAGUUUUCUCGAAUUAGAGAGGCAGCAAUAUUAUUUAGGCUUCUGAAGAACCUGGGCUUCGAUUUGAUUGAAUGAAGACUGAAAUUCUUAGUUGGUCCUGCAGUAUCUCAUUUCUAAUCUUUUCUGGGUUGGUUAAUUAUAACAUUAGUAAUAAGUUGUGUGUUAAGUUUCCAUCAGUUGUCAAAGUUUAGGAAUCCAAUUUGGUGAGCUAUUUAUGCAAUAAGAUAGAUAAUUUCAUCAUACAGGUUUAGGACCUUUCUGUUGAUUAUGUUUAAUUUAAGUAUUAGCAGGUGGCUGCUUAGUUUGCAUAUGGUUUUUUAAAACAAAGCUUAGGAAGGAAACUUUAAAUGCAUUUCUUUGCACCAUUGAAUUGAA